AUGUACGAAGGGAUUGACAACUUGAAAUCCCUUUACGACCGUGCCGGGAAGACUUUCUCCGGCGGUCCUUCUGCGGCACAGGAUGUGCCGCGUCGUACUGCUCAACCAAACCCAGUAGGUCGAUCAUCAGUUGGGAUCGGGGCUCCCAAGUAUCCCAGGACGGGGGAUAUCCGCGCCACCGGACGAGAUAACUCGUCCGACGUCCGUUCACGUCGCGGUGGUUCAACAGCUGCUCAACCAGAUAGCGCCGGCCACCGCGAGAGUCCUCUAAUGGAGGUGGAGGAGGAGGAAAGACGCUCUCUACACGAUCAUGGGGAUCCGUGUGUUCCCGAGAGCUUCUUUGAUCGCGUAACGCAAGGGUUACGCAACGAUCUCGAACAUGAGCGGAAUAGGCGUCUCCAAAUGGCGGACACUGUCUCGAAGCAUCGAGCUGAGUUUGCCUUUGCUAAGCUUGAGAACGAGAGAUCUCUGACAUCUCUUCGUGACGAGCUAAGGGUAGCUCGUGGGAUUGUUGAUCGGUCUCGGGCUGAGAUAACUGCUCUUCAGACCCUUGUCGAUGCCCACCAUCGGGAGCACAAGGCCCUCUGUGAGAUGCUUGAGCGCAAGGGCGUUCUUCUCCGGAAGAAGCAGCGUACUGAUGGUACGGCUUAA
Messenger RNA from Peronospora matthiolae, 651 nucleotides. The record is from the annotation of a GenBank genome assembly. Lineage: Eukaryota; Oomycota; Peronosporomycetes; Peronosporales; Peronosporaceae.